Bradysia coprophila is the source of this 1450-nucleotide messenger RNA. RefSeq names its product Jumonji domain containing 5 (gene JMJD5). Gene Ontology annotation, cellular component: nucleus. Gene Ontology annotation, molecular function: histone H3K36 demethylase activity. The record is from RefSeq and is a predicted model, not a curated record. NCBI's taxonomy places the organism in Eukaryota, Metazoa, Arthropoda, Insecta, Diptera, Sciaridae.
CAAGUAAAAUUAGAAUCAGUGGCUCUUAGGGUGUAAGAUUUUCCAUAAAUUUUUUGUGACAUCAAGCUGUUCGACAAGAUCGGUCCGUGUGUUAUUCUUCCGGCUGUCAAUGUCAUAACAAUAAAUGGUGAAAAUGAAUUCUGCUCGUGAUAUUACAUCCAAAUUAUCCCAUUUGUUACCCGAUUACGAUCAAGUGUCGGCUCUUUACGCGAAUAAUCAGCAAUCAUCUCAAUUGUCCGUUCUAUCGAAAUGUUACGAUACGAUAAAUCAACUGUCUUGCCAUUCUUCGAAUGCGGUGGAGUCCAGUGAAGCACUACCCAUUGAUCGGGCAUUAUUUCUCGUUUCAUCAUUGAAAGACAAACUGUACGAGAUCAUAAACACUGGACGGUGGAGUGAUGUAGACGAAAACAUCUGUAAAGCCUUUACGGUUGCAACGUUUCUGGAAGCGUUUUUUCGGGUUAAUCUGGAGACAGUUCAUUGGUCGAUUGAAAAAGUUAUGUACGAUUUGGACCUUGGUUUGAUGUUAGGAUGCCCAUUGAGUGGUUCGGACAACAAGUUAUUAACUGAAUCUAUCCGAAUCAUCGAAGAAAACUGUUCAUCGAGUUGUGGCAGCUCUAGUGCAACAAAAAAACGAAAGCUAGACGAUCCUGAUGUACCUGUCGCUGUCAGACGAACUAUAGCAGAACAUGUCUCAAUUGCUAUGCUACAGCGACCAUCGAUUGAAUAUUUUCACAUCAAUCACUUCAAGCCACUAACACCCGCACUGAUUCAGGAUUGUAUGGACCAUUGGCCAGCAAUAAACAAUUGGAAACAGUCUGCCUAUCUAUCGUCCGUAGCCGGCGAACGAACUGUUCCCGUCGAGAUAGGAUCUCAUUAUACCAACGAAAACUGGUCCCAAGAUUUGGUUAAAUUUAAGGACUUCCUCAGCCGACAAAUAACAACCGCCGAACCAUGCGAUCGUGUCGAAUAUCUCGCCCAGCAUAAUUUGUUCGAACAAAUACCGGCCUUACGCAAGGACAUCCUAAUACCGGAAUACUGCUGUGUUGGCACUUCAAACGAAUCGGUUGACAUCAAAGCAUGGCUCGGUCCGAAAGGAACCGUUUCACCGAUGCAUUACGAUCCGAAGCAUAAUCUGUUGUGCCAGGUGUUCGGCCAUAAGAAAAUAAUUUUGGCUGCACCGGAUGACACCCCGAAUCUGUAUCCGCACGAGACGGAAAUGCUGAAAAACACCAGCCAAAUCGAUGCCGAACAUAUUGACACGGAGAAAUUUCCAAAGUGUUCGGCUGUUAAGUUUUACCAUUUGCAUUUGUACGAGGGUGAAAUGCUGUACAUUCCGCCGCUUUGGUGGCAUUAUGUGAGAUCGUUGGAGAAAAGCUUUUCGGUCAGUUUUUGGUGGGACUGAGCUUGGGUGAAAAUAAAUGUUUCUUUUAUAAAAUCGGUGGUUCGUUCU